UUUGUCUAUUUCAGAUCGGGUACAGACCAUGUUCCUCCUUCUGCUAAUCAUGAGCCUGGGAAUGCAGCUUCAUCAGACAGCAGCUUUAUUCACAGUGACGGUCCCUAAGGAACUGUACAUAGUAGACUAUGGCAGCAAUGUGACCCUGGAGUGUUACUUUGACACCGGAGGUCACGUGGAACUUGGAUACUUAAAGGCCAGUUUGCAGAAGGUGGAAAACGAUACAUCCUUGCAGAGCGAAAGAGCCAGCUUGCUGGAGGAGAAGCUGGCCCUGGGGAAGGCCUUAUUCCACAUCCCUCGAGUCCAAGUGACGGACGCAGGCCAGUACCGCUGCCUGAUCAUCUACGGGGUCGCCUGGGACUACAAGUACCUGACUCUGAAAGUCAAAGCUUCCUACAAGAAAAUCAACACUCAUUUACUUAGGAUCCCGGGGGUAGAUGAGGUAGAGCUCACCUGCCAGGCAGAAGGUUAUCCACUGGCAGAAGUGACCUGGCCAAACAUCAGUGUUCCUGCCAACACCAGCCACAUCAAGACCUCUGAAGCCCUCUACCAGGUCACUAGUGUUCUGCGCCUAAAGCCACCCCCUGGCACGAACGUCAGCUGUGUGUUCUGGAAUGCUAACGUGAAAGAACUUACUUCAGCCGUCAUUGACCCUCAUGGUGGCAAAGAACUUGACACCUCUUCAAAUCGGCUACUUCAUGUUUUCAUCCCUUCCUUCAUCAUUACUUUGAUGUUCGUAGCUGCAAUGAUAGGCCUAAGAAAACAGCUCUUCCAAAAGCUUUCCUUUAGAAAAGACACAACAAAAAAAUCUGACGCCACCAUAAGGAGGGAAGUGGACAGAGCUAUUUGAACCUGUGGUUUCAGGAGCUGGGGUGACCUGAUGGGACAUCCUCGAGAAGCUUCUGGACUCUGAACAAAAGAGAGGCAGCACCCGGCCACGUGUGCUUAAGGAGGCCAGGCAGCCCCCCACGCGCCCCCGCCGAUCCAGGCGCUCACCCCUGCAGCCUGUGACUCUAAACAAGCACUAUAGCACUUUAGAAAAUGACCCCCCGGAUCCUAGACCCCGAUGUGUCCUGAGGCUCCUUCUUGCUGCCAGACUGAAAACAAGGGAAUUUCCCCCCCUACUUUUCCAAAGUGAUUUCCAGAAGCAGAGAUGAGUGGAAAUUUUCAGUUACAGAAAUGGACCAAUUGCCAAUACAGUUAUUUUUAUCUGCAGUUUCUUCUGGAUUCUGGAAAAGCCUGUUGAGGCCAUGAACUCACAGAGCUUUAAACAAAGUUGAGCCAUAAUUGGCGUAUCAUAUGGCUUAGUGGAACCUUGAAAGAAUCUGAGUUAUUUUAAUUAACAGAAAGCAUUUAAGUACACAGUGGACAACUCCAAAUUGUAGAGAAAGGCCGUUGAGUAUUUUUGUGAGAUCUAAAUCACAAAGCAUUUGUUUUAACCUGUAAUGGCCCCAUA
Mirounga angustirostris (Northern elephant seal) is the source of this 1456-nucleotide messenger RNA. RefSeq names its product programmed cell death 1 ligand 2 (gene PDCD1LG2). NCBI's taxonomy places the organism in Eukaryota, Metazoa, Chordata, Mammalia, Carnivora, Phocidae. The record is from RefSeq and is a predicted model, not a curated record. The transcript has 6 exons. Gene Ontology annotation, cellular component: external side of plasma membrane. Bases 29 to 850 code for a protein of 273 amino acids. Gene Ontology annotation, biological process: cell surface receptor signaling pathway; positive regulation of T cell proliferation; cellular response to lipopolysaccharide.